AUGCGGGGUAUAAUCGCGACUUCCAUCUCACCUUACGACCUACGCGCACUUUGGCCUAGCCAGCCUGAUAUGUCACAUUCCCUCGCCAAAGCCCCGUGUGUCAAUUGUCGCGGUGACCGAAGACGGCCGAAAUGUAGACGUUGCGAAACAAAAGGUCUUGAUUGCGAGCCGGUGCAGCGAAAACAAGUAUUUCGACUCGGCUCAACGGCUAAUCUGGAUGCAAGUUUCAGACACGAUCAAAUAUGGGUAAACAGCCAGCCUCGGAACUGGAGACAAUCUACAGGACCGGAUCGAGUAUCACAGUGUCGUUCUACUUUGGCCUUGUCGAAUGAGCAAUCUGAUAGUCCACCCGCAUCAGAGCCCCCGGUCGAUAACUUUCAGCACAACUAUGGUCCUGCCUCAUUGGACAACCAGUCGAAUCAAGUGAGCGCUGCAAGUCCGCAUGCGCCGCUCGAUACUCCCUCGCGGCUCACCACGUGGAGUUCAACCUCGCCUAGCCAUCUCAGUGACGCCGCUGGUUCAAUGCGCUCCUCGUUUGUCAGUACGCCCGAUGGACAACAUAGACAGCUGAUCAAUGCUGGUCAUGAGAUCCGAGAUUCUGGACACAGUAGCCGAAUAACUCAGAGCGAUCUACCCCAUCAUGACACACUCAUCCCGUCUUGUGUGAAUGGAGACACAACACAUCCCUCGAGUCAGUUGCAGGAGUCCUGUUUGAUGAGGUAUUUUAUCGAAGAGCUAUCUCCAUGGUUCGAUCAUUGUGACGAGCUACGCCACUUCCAACUGGUAGUUCCUCGCCGGGCGGAACGUUGUCUUGCUCUACGCAAUGCAGUCUUUGCCGUAUCGGCUCGUCACCUUUCCCGCUUACCGCAAUACAUGACUUCUCGAGGCAUUGUGUAUCAGGGAGAGCUUUUGCCAGAUUUAACAAAGUCAACAUCUUUGGAAUACAUGUUGAAGUGCAUUCCCGAGUUGACUCGGUUUCAUGAAAUUCAAGAUCCCACUCACCAGGAGAACAUCAUGGCCACGACUGUGAUCUUACGGCAAUAUGAGGAAAUGGAAGAAGAGCUGGAAGAAGGGGAGGUUGGAAACUACGCCAAUGAUCGAGUGAACUUCCUGGCAAUUACUCAUACGAUUAUUAACACUAUGAUUUCGACCCCACUUGACCAUCCCUUCGCUACCGCUGCCUUUUGGAUUACCGUCAGGCAAGAUGUAUAUUGUGCUUUAACCAGACAACAAACUCCGGAAUUCCGAUUCGGCUCUGAAAGCUUGAAGCCUUCCGUGGUGAACACCAUGGUCAUUUUUACAAGUGAAGUGGCAAAAUGGCGCUGGGGAACGAAGACAACAUAUCAAUGGGAAAUCCUUAAGAAAAGACAACAUCAGCUCGACGACGAAUACUCACACGAGCUAUCGCCACUCCUGGACGAAAAGGCAGACCGAGCCAGAGGAUCUAUCUUUCCAAGAAUAUGGUAUCUAGCGGAGUCCCAGGUGACAGCAGUUCAGCAUUUCAGGUUAGGUGAAAUGAUUUUGAUCGCAGAAAGCCCCUAUCUCGAAAAAGCUCGAGGCCCAGUACAUCGCAAAGCUGAAGCGCAGGUUCGUGAAAUUGUACUGUCUCUCUGUGGCAUUGCAAUAUGUCAUCCGCGAUGCCAACCUGCUCUUGUGAAUGCCGUCAUUGCGAUUACACUUUAUGGCGAAUAUUUCACGCAGCCUGAUGAGAGGGACGCGCUUUUGGGUAUCAUCAACAGAACUAUGGAUCUGCAUGCUUGGCCAAUGCGGAAAGCACAUCAGGCCCUUUGCGAACAGUGGGAAAUGGCCGAUGCGGUGUAG
Molecule: messenger RNA, 1821 nt
Organism: Penicillium olsonii
Lineage: Eukaryota; Fungi; Ascomycota; Eurotiomycetes; Eurotiales; Aspergillaceae
Source: the annotation of a GenBank genome assembly